AUGGACUGGUGCUAUUCGAAAUUGCGAGAAAAAGAUUGUUCAGUGCGACACAUUCUAGUCUUAAUUGGGUCGCUUCUCAUAUGUUUCUGUGUAGAUGGUUGUGCCUACAAUAUUGGUAUUCUCAUCUCCUAUUGGUCAUCUUACUUCAACAGGGACAACUUUAUCCUCUCCUGGGUUGGAUGCAUGCAGAUGUUUUUCUACUACUCUUUAGGUCCUGUCACCGGUUUUCUCAUUAACAAAUUCGGUCUUACACCUGUUGCCAUCGCAGGAGGAAUCUUAUCAGCCAUUGGGCACUUUGUCUCUGGAAUGUGUGGAAAUCUCGUUGUGUUAUUUGUCUUCUUUGGAGUUAUUACUGGUGCUGGUUAUGGUCUACUUUAUUUGACUGCCAUAAUCGCAGUCACAACCAGUUUCGAUGAUCUAAGACCCAUAGCGAUAGGCAUAAUGACUUGCGGAUCAGGGUUAGGCGCAUCUGUGCAUAGUCUGAUCUACCCUCUUAUUGAGAAAGACGUUACAUGGAAAGGGUUAUGUAUAUCAACCGCUGGUUUGUUGCUUCAAGCCUGUAUUUUCGGCUGCCUUAUUGGAUUAACGCUACCUAUAAAACCUCUCCAGCCACCUCAAAGGCUUGGUCGCUUAAUAUCAAGUACAAGUACGAAUAUCUUCAUUGAAGAUCGUAAACUCGGAAUACUUGGCUCGGGAUACUUUGGCUAUCAAAAUGAACCAGGACCAAGUCAUAAAGUCCCAAAGAGUUCGGCAGAUAUUAGAUAUUCUUUAAACACGCCAAAACUUCAGCAUGUUCUCGGUAGCCUAGGUUCGUUCACCUACCUUGUCGAGGUUGAAAAGAUAGCCAAGGAUUACUCGUUAUUUGGCAAAGGGCUUCCUCUUUACAAGAACAAGUCCUUCAUAAUCUUCUUGGCCGCUGUAUUUCUACAAUCAUUGGGAUCUUACUCUCCUAUCAUCCUCUUCUUUGACAUGCUAAUUAGCGAGGGAUUCGAAUACAAUACGGCCUCUAGGACUACCGCGCUGAUUGGUACAUUCAGUGCCAUUGCUAGGCUUCUUUUUGGUAUCUUGGCCACUUUCCGAUGGGUGAAUAAGAGAUAUCUUCUAAUCGGGAUUCUGGUAACUGGUGGAAUGAUGAAUGGUACUAUUUACGUGUUUCGCAAUACCGUAUUUCUUAACUUUUAUGCCAGUUUCAUUGGGCUUUUACAAGGAGGAAUGACAGUUAUACACCCCUUGGUGUUAGCCGACCUGGUUCAACGAGAGCGCUUGCCAGAAGCGAUGGGUUGGGAGAUUAUGUGUCUUGGUUUAGGAUUAUGCUUUAGCACACCCCUGGCUGCUUUUGUGAGUAUGAAGUUGGGAGAUUUCCCCAUGAGUUAUGUUGUUUCAGGAGUACUGAUGCUUGGUGGAGGAUUGUUGGUUUUUGCCACUUUCUGCACGCAUAGAGAAAUUAGCGAAGCGGCUAUGAAGAAACUACGUAGACGCCUGCAAACUGGUUAA
Rodentolepis nana is the source of this 1494-nucleotide messenger RNA. The record is from the annotation of a GenBank genome assembly. Lineage: Eukaryota; Metazoa; Platyhelminthes; Cestoda; Cyclophyllidea; Hymenolepididae.